GUUGUCCUUUUUAUUUUAAAGGUUGUUAAAGGAGAUGGGCUGGCAGGAAGACAGUGAAAAUGAUGAAACAUGUGCUCCACUAACAGAGGAUGAGAUGAGGGAAUUCCAAGUCAUUAGUGAACAGUUACAAAAAAAUGGCCUUCGGAAAAAUGGCAUUUUGAAAAAUGGCCUCAUCUGUGAUUUUAAAUUUAGCCCCUGGAAAAACAGCACUUUCAAACCUGCUCUGGACAAUGAGGAUUCUGAGACAAGCAGCAGUGAUACGUCAGAUGAUGAUGAUGUGUGAAGAUUUCUGUAAUAUCUGUAGAAGCUUGUUUUGAUCUCAUGAAAAUUUGGGGAUGUAUUGUCCAAAAAAAUUUCUAAUUACGUAGUAACAUACCCCAUUAGAGGAAGAAUGAUGGGACUCCUCCCCGAAGAAAGCAAGGAAUGUUGUGUUGAACAUUACUAUAAUUUCUUUGCAAACAAAUGUUGUAGAAUGAGGACUUGGGUUGACUCAGCAUUGACUUUCUUCAUCACUGCAGCAUUUCUGACUAGCAAUGUGACAAUGUAACAAAUCAGACUUUCUCAUUUAAUAAUAAAACCAAAAAGAAUUGUGUAAUGUCUUGCAAAGCUUCUGUCUUAAUAUGUCCAAGUCUAUUAGGAAAAAAAGGGCAGCUUGACACAGUGUUUUGCUUGCCAAGUCAUUUCUUUCUUAAAAUGGAAAUCCUUGAGUCCACUUUGUAUGCAAAAAGGGCAAUGUAGCAUGUUGGCUAAAAUGAGCAAAGUGCACUAAAACUCUUUUCCUUAAUUGAGCUGUUUGUACUGUUCUGCUUUUUCCACACAUAACUGUUCUUUAGCCAUUUGUAGUGUAGUCAUUGUUAUUAACAGCAAAAAAACCUGAUGGUUUGGUUCCAAAUUUCUAGAACUAACCUUUUAAAUUGAAAGCUUUAUGUGGGGUAUUGCAAGACCCAGUAUUCUCACAGUGAACACAUUUCUUGUGGGGAAAAUAAGCACUCUGAUUUUACUAUUCACGUGCAGAAAAAAUAAUUACACUGGCUGGAUUUGUCCACUACAUGGAAAAUAAACUGAUUUACAGAGUAUUGUCUCGGUGCAUAGCAUCAAGGGUAUUGUUUUAAAAUCUACUAAGUUUUGUUUGCAUUUAUAUUAAAUGUACUCUGUCAGCAGUGACUGCAUUUCAGAAUGAGUUAAACAUAUUUUUAUCACCAGAUCUUGCUUUUAUAAGCAGCAGAAGUAUAUCUAUGCAAUAAGCACGUUUUGCUUUCUUUGUGUCAAACUUUUUCUUUAUAAUCACACAUUUAAAAACUAAUAUAUUAUUUAUAGUUUUAUUUGGUUCAUUUUAGUUCUUUAAAUAUUUUCCACAGGGUUGUACAAACUAUGUAGGGUUAAUUCAUAAGCACAACUGCUCUUGGUGAUGUCACGUGCAUUUAUAACAUAGCUUAUAUAUAGACAUUCCUCCUUCAAAAUAUUUUUGAAUUGCACUACUUCUUAUAGUAAGUAAUUUGCAAUUUAAAACUAAAGCAAAAAUAUUUAUAAAGCUGAGAUUUUGUCUAUGUUUAACUUCUUUAGGAAAAGACUUUUUUUAUAAGGUGGCAUCUAAUAAUUUUGGGCCAAAGGUGGU
This is a messenger RNA of Harpia harpyja (harpy eagle), 1615 nucleotides long. Its product is annotated as vasculin-like. Lineage: Eukaryota; Metazoa; Chordata; Aves; Accipitriformes; Accipitridae. Bases 35 to 283 code for a protein of 82 amino acids. Gene Ontology annotation, cellular component: nucleus. Gene Ontology annotation, biological process: positive regulation of DNA-templated transcription; DNA-templated transcription. The record is from RefSeq and is a predicted model, not a curated record. The transcript has 2 exons. Gene Ontology annotation, molecular function: DNA binding; RNA binding.